Molecule: messenger RNA, 1602 nt
Organism: Suillus clintonianus
Lineage: Eukaryota; Fungi; Basidiomycota; Agaricomycetes; Boletales; Suillaceae
Exons: 8
Coding region: 64-1215 (383 amino acids)
Biological process (GO): vesicle-mediated transport; autophagy; endosomal vesicle fusion
Cellular component (GO): fungal-type vacuole membrane; cytoplasm
Source: RefSeq, a predicted model, not a curated record
GCUUUAGCCAAUCAACUUGGUUCAUCGUUCAUCGUCAUUAGCAUUUGACUAGCCUACAUCGACAUGGCCAAUCCACUUGAAGUGCCGCCGUACCUCCUCCAACCGCUCAUCCCUAGCAUUACUGCAGGGACUGUCACUUGUGCGCAGGCCUUUGGGUCCGAGAUAUACGUUGGCUGCUCGAAUGGUGAGCUCCUACGUUAUGCCCUCCAUCCAGACGCGGAUCCCACCAAGCUAGACGCUUACGCUCUGCUCUCGCAACAGAGCCACCCUUCGGGCAAGCAGAUCGACGAGCUUAUCCUCGUACCUUGCAUUGCGAGGGCGCUAAUAUUAUGUGAUCGCCAAUUCCACAUAUACACCCUCCCUUCACUUGAUCUUGUCCCGAACAUUAAACCCAUCCGCAAUGUUGAGGCUCUCGCGGUCGACCAUAAUCACCUUCAGCGCCCUGCCGCGACAUCCCUUACCACCAGAGCCACUUCUACAUCAACAAAUUUUCCUGCUGAGCGAGGGAAAAAUGAUCCCGUUGACCUCUGCGUGAUAAAGCGUAGUACUAUCGCAAUGUAUACCUUGGGUGAUGAGAAGUUGACGUAUACGAGGGAAAUCCCCUUCCGAUCAGGAGCUCUCCGUGCUCAGCGUUCAGGGCACCACCUGUGCAUUGCAACUGCAGACAUGUACAGUGUAAUCGAUCUUGCGACCGCGCAUAUGUUUGAGCUGCUUCCGGUGACACAGGCCGAGGGCACAUCGGGUGCGAUCAAACCACAUAUCCUGGUCAUAUCUCCAUCUGAGUUCCUUUUACUGAGCUGGACGGGCGGGAGUACACUUGGCCUGUUCAUUACGGGUGAGGGUGAUCCCGUGCGCGGGACGCUUGAGUGGCCAGCGCAUCCAGUGUCUGUGUGCCUCGAUUAUCCCUACCUAACAACACUCCUGCCAAACGGCACAAUCGAAGUGCACAGCGUUGAAACGCAGGCGAUUAGCCAAGUCAUUCCUGCGCCUGAUUUUGGCGAAGGAGAGAAACCGGGCUUGGUCUCAUGCCUCGCUGGUUAUGCGGCGCCCUCCUCCGAGCGUUGGGACAAGAUGAGGAAGGUGAAAGUUAGCUUGGUACGCAGUGGGAAAGUGGGGCUGAAGGUGGACGAUGAGAAGGUUCAUGAAGGCCAGGACGAGAAAAUGAAGGAAGUGGAGAAAGAGAAAGAUGUGGAUGUCCCGAGUGUGUCUAUAUGACCGACCUGAUUAGUACACGUGCUCUUGACUAUCAUUCCGUUUCUCACACUUUGGGCCCCAGCUUAGUUGACCUAUCUCAUAUGAGAUGAUCUUGGGCAGAACAAGACAUUUAAGUACAGUGCAUGGUGUCCUGCAAGGCGCAGAUAGAGCAAGACAUGGCUGAACUGAUUAUUGUGACCAACAUCUCGGGGCGCCAACAUUCUGGUGCAGUCAGUGGUGAAUCGUGAUGGAUUCCACGACGAAGGCAAGCAGAAAUUGGAAAGUCCUUGUGCUCUCGGAAUCCAAGUGAUUAUCCGUACGCGAACCCAUCCUCUGCAAGGAUUGAAACAAGAUCAAUAUGAUUAGGGCGAACGUAAGGCACAGUAAGUAUUGAAAGCAGAAUGAAUG